AAGGCGAGGUUACGCCGUGUGGGAGGUGUGCAGAGAAGAAGGAUAGCCGCCAUUUUUCCGGAGACUACGGGCGCUUCUGAGUGGCGAGCAACCGUCUACUCCAACAUGGCCGCCUCGCCUCCUUGGCUGCUCUGACAGAAUCACGUGACCCGUCCUCUUCUCCCAGCUCCAUUCCUCUCUGCCAGUGCCGCCCGCGACCCAACGCCGGCCUCAGUCUCCGCCCCGCGCUCACGUGACCCCAGAGAGGCUCCGGUCACGUGCUCGGCCGCUUUGGGCUUCAAGGAAGUGCGUCCAGCCGCUGGGGGGCCCGCCGAUGUACGCAAGGGCCCGGAGGGCCAGCUUGGGACCCGCAGACAGAGAGCGAGAGAACAGGACCGGGCGCGGAUUUCCCCUUGAAGCGGCCCCGUCUCCCUCCUUUCCCUCAUCGCCGCCAGCAGAAGGCGGCCCACGACUAUUUCUUCCUUGACGGAGAGUUUAGCCACAGAGAGUCGCCAAGAUAGCUGGCCCAGGUAGAAAACGGAGAACCCCUGACCCAGACACCGUUACAGACCCAGGGGGCCCAUUGGUUUCCACCAAGCGGCAGAAGAUGUCCCAUCCUGCCGGUGGUGCUGGUCAGAGAAGGGUGACGCGUGGAACUGAGGAUGCCGUCAACAAAAAGAAGCAGAAAGAUCGCGUCAACCAGGAGAGCAAAGAAGGCAAGAUGGCGGCCAGCGGUGAGCCCAGGAAAGAUAUGAUGAUUGACUGGAAGCAGAAUUCCGGGGAAGUGAUUGUAAAACUGAACCCUGGGCUGGGAGCUUUAAAUGUGGACGAGCUGAAGGCUGAGUUUACAGAUACAGACUGUGUGAUCAAUUUCCCAGAAGGCAAUCAAUGGAAUUGUCAUUUUCAUGAAGAAAUCGAAGGCUCUUGCAGUAAAAUUCAGUAUAAAGAAAAAGGAAACUUCCUGCAACUAAUUUUUCAGAAGAAAAUCCCAAUGAACAAAUGGCCAAGUCUCCAGAAGAAGAAGAAAGAUCUUGUGAAGGAGCCGGGAAAGCUGGCUGCAGUUAAGGAAAGUAUAAAGGUAAAAAUCCCUUUGAAAUUGUCUGUAUCUGAUGCACAUCAGGCGAAGCCCACUGCGAACGCAGAGACGAGAAAGAUUAAACCAGAAGUGAAGAGCGCGAGACGGGAGCAGGACACGGGCGAGCUGAAAGCUGGUGCGAGGAGUCCUCUUACACGGAGAUCUGCUGCUACCUCUGCCGUGCAGAGCGGGACACAAGCUAAGAGAGGCUCGCCCCCUAAGACGCUUCCCUCAGCCUCUGCUCGUGACGCCAGUCCCAGAAGCCAGAAAGCUGUCAGCUCCGACGAGUGCCCUAAAAGUGUCAGCUAUAAAGGGCCAAACAAAUCUGUGGACAGAGUCCAAGCUGGGGACGUCUCAGUGCCGCCCAAACCUGCAAGUCACGGAGUAGAACUGCACAAUGGCACAGGAAGCCAGAUUGGUACUUCUGAGAGAGGAAAAGGUCACCUUCCAGAUCCGCAGACGUUGCUCCAACCAGCCAUACCACUAGUACAGCCGGUAUGUUCUAGCGCACAGAGCCACAAUAUGCCAGUUGACGUCGCUUUGGACAUCGGAAUGCCGGCUACAAAGGUUCCCCUACCUUCUUCAGAGCGGGUAACUGAGGACCAGUGUCAGGAGGAGCUUCCAAAGACCCAACCGGUGCUUGACGAUGAGGAAACUGUGUUUGGCUCCCAGUCAAUGGUUACGCCACAAGGUGACAGCUGCCAGUUAGAGGACACGGCUGAAAAACGAGUUCCUUCCAGAGAUUGCAGUCUAGAAGAUACACCAGAAGAUCUUGAGCCUUAUGUGAACCUCACCUUUGUGAAGAAUGACCACUAUGAGAAGGGGAAUGACGUGGUAGUUGUACAUGUGUACGUGAAGGAAAUCUGUAAGCAGACCUCACGGGUGCUGUUUCGGGAGCAGGAUUUCACGCUGAUCUUUCGGACAAGCGACCCAAACUUUCUUCGGCUCCACGCUGGUUGCGGCCCUGACACGGUGUUCAGGUGGCAGGUAAAACUCAGCAAUUCUCUCCCUGUGCAAUUUUGCAGGAACCUUAUUGAGCCAGACUUGUGCAGAUACAACUUCACAGGGUCCCGCAUUGAUAUCUCCCUGCAGAAGCGCCAGUGCCAGCGCUGGGGAGGCCUGGAGGCACCGGCCACACAAGGGGAGAGACUGGGGAGCUUCCUCUCAGCGGAGCUAUGGAGAAAAAAAGGCGCUGGUGCAGUGGGUGGUGCAAAGGUUGCGAUGCCUGCAAGUCCUACCCCCCUUGACAAAACACAGUCUGGUAGUAACCAGCACCCGUUGUCCAGCAAAGAAGAACCUAGAGUGGUGGAGAAGGAGAAGCCCCGGGUGGAGGACACAAACAUGGAUAACGUUUCGCCAAGAGCAGCGACUGAACAUGUCUCUGUGAAAACGGAGCAGCUUCUGGCUUCGCCCAAGCCGACCUGCAUGGUACCCCCGAUGACGCACAACACAAUGAGCAGCGACAAUGCGCAGGUGGAAGAGGAGAAGAGAGUGUGUGUGCCGGGUUUUACCGGCCUGGUCAAUCUGGGAAACACCUGCUUCAUGAAUAGCGUCAUACAGUCCCUGUCUAAUACGCGGGAGCUCAGAGAUUACUUCCAAGACCAUUCAUUUGAAUCCGAGAUCAACUGCAACAACCCACUGGGGACUGGUGGGCGUCUUGCCGUCAGUUUUGCAGUCUUGCUGAGGACGCUUUGGAAAGGAACUCAUCACGCCUUCCAGCCGUCUAAACUCAAGGCUAUAGUUGCCAGCAAGGCCAGCCAGUUCACAGGUUAUGCCCAGCACGAUGCCCAGGAGUUCAUGGCUUUUCUGCUGGAUGGACUCCAUGAAGAUCUGAACCGGAUUCAGAACAAGCCAUACACAGAGACCGUGGACUCGGACGGGAGGCCUGAUGAGGAGGUGGCAGAUGAGGCCUGGCUCCGGCAUAAGAUGAGGAAUGAUUCCUUUGUGGUAGACUUGUUCCAAGGCCAGUAUAAAUCCAAGCUGGUCUGUCCAGUCUGUGCUAAGGUGUCCAUCACGUUUGAUCCCUUCCUCUACUUGCCGGUACCCCUACCACAGAAACAGAAGGUUCUCACUGUGUACUACUUUGCAAAAGAGCCGCACAAGAAACCCGUAAAGUUCCUGGUCAGCAUUAGUAAGGAGAACUCAAACGCCGCAGAUGUCCUGGAGUCCAUCUCUCAGAGUGUCCGGGUGAAGACGGAAAAUCUAAAGCUAGCAGAGGUGGUGAAAAAUCACUUCCACCGCAUGUUUACACCAUCGUGCUCUGUGGACUCCGUUUCUGACCAGCUCUUCUGCUUUGAGGUUUUGUCCCCAGAACUGGCCAAGGAGCGCGUUGUUGUUCUACAGGUUGUGCAGCGUCCCCAGGUGCCGAGCGUCCCGAUUACUAAAUGUUCCGCGUGUCAGAAGAAGCAGCUGUCGGAAGAGGAGAAGCUGAAGCGAUGUACCAGGUGCUAUCGUGUCGGAUAUUGCAACCAGAUCUGCCAGAAAACCCACUGGCCAGAACACAAAGUUGCCUGUCGGCCUGAAAACAUUGGGUAUCCCUUCCUAAUCAGCGUCCCGGAGUCGCGCCUGACUUACUCCCGCCUCGCACAGCUACUCGAGGGUUAUGCAAGGUAUUCAGUAAACGUUUUCCAGCCUCCGUUCCUCCCUGGGAGGAUGUCCGCUGACCAGCCUCCUCAGCCUGUAAGCCCAGAGAAGCCAGAAUCCUCAGCCCAGGCCAGCUGCACGUUUGUAGGAGAAGCUGCUGGAGAUGACAGAGACUCUCACACGGUUCAGCUGCCUGCGGGAUCUUCUGGGUGUCACUCUCUACAGUCAGAAGCCGGAGACUCUAGCCUGCAGGGAAAGACAUGUGUGGAAAGGCACUCUCUGGUCAGCACAGACUCUGCUUUCUCCGAGCAAUCCACGGAUACAUUAAGGGAGUUUAGCUCAGGAGGAGAGAAGGAAACAACGUAUGAAAAAUCGGUCAAGCCUGAAGCUGCUGUUCCCGGUUACCAACAGUCUGAGUCCUCCAAUCCCCACGCAGCCCUGUUCUACAUCAAUCACAUCGACUCCUCUGGGAGAGAGGUGAAGCUGGAUGAUAAAGGCGACUCAGUGCUGGACCUGACGGAUGAUUGCUCGCUUGCUCUGGUCUGGAAGAACAAUGAGCGAAUGAAAGAGUUUGUGCUGGUCGAGUCGAAAGAGCUGGAGUGCGACGAGGACCUGGGGUCUGCGAGCGAAGCAGCCAGGGUCGGGCUCUUCACCCUGGAGCAAUGUCUCAACCUCUUUACCAAGCCUGAGGUCCUGGCCCCGGAAGAAGCUUGGUACUGCCCCAAAUGUAACCAACACAGAGAGGCGUCAAAACAGCUAAUGCUCUGGAGGCUUCCAAACAUCCUGAUCAUCCAGCUGAAGCGCUUCUCCUUCCGGACCUUUAUCUGGAGAGAUAAAAUAAACGACCUGGUGGACUUCCCAGUAAGGGGGCUGGACCUAACCACGUUCUGCAUUGGACAGAAGGAGGACCACCAGAGGCCUAUCUAUGACCUCUACGCAGUCAUCAACCACUAUGGUGGCAUGAUAGGAGGUCACUACACGGCGUAUGCCAGGCUCCCUAAUGAUAAAAACAGCCAGCGAAACGACGUGGGCUGGAGACUGUUUGAUGACAGCACCGUGACCACAGUAGAUGAAAGCCAAGUGGUGACGCGAUACGCAUAUGUGCUCUUUUAUCGGCGGCGGAACUCUCCUGUGGAGAGACCUAUGCGAGGGCACCCGGGUGACCACAGAUCGGACACAGGAGGAUCUACAGAUGGGGCUGCUAGUCCGGCUUCUCUGAUAUGGCAGGCCCUGGAGGCUGAAGAGGAGGAGCUGCAACAUCACCUGGACUUACAGCGAAGACACAGAGCCCCUACCGCCCACGGCCCCACAGACCUCCAGCUCCCGGAGUACGCCGAUGAAGCCCGCCUCCGUUAUUUUGUGCUCGGCACCAUGGCAGCAAUUGUUGCCUUCUUCCUGAACGUUUUCUAUCCCUUUAUGUACCAGUCGCAGGGGAAGUAGAUCUGCCGGAACGUUUGUAGGACCGUCACAGGACACAGGGUCACCCGUUCCUGUCCCCGGCCUUUCUAUCUUACUGUUUAACCGCAAUAACUUAUACCGGAUGUCCGUGCAUAGCGGGAGAGGCAGCCGGAGAACGGGUUUCUUCACACGGAUCUAGUUUAAACAAGGGCGAAACCUACACCACAGGGAGAUUGUACUAAAACAAUGUGUCCAGUACAAAUAACGAUAUCAGAUAUACUGAAAUAACAAGAAAGGGUCUACAGUCAAUUCUAUUCAUUCUACCAGAAUAAUACCUAAUAUUUUAUAAUGAAACCACUACAUGUAACCCCCCCCCCCCCCCCCCAUUGCUUUUAAACUUCUAAACUUCAGUCCAUUUAAAUUGCUCACAUACUCUGCAGCUUAAUUCGGCUAAAUAACAAAUGUCCUCUUCAGGAGAUGUUUUACUUGUGAUUCAUUGUUCUACCACUAAGGGGAGCUGGAGAGCGUUUAGGUGGAGACCAUUCCUGGUCAGUGCUGGACUGGGGCACAGGCUACGUCCUGAGGAAGCUUGUGCUUAGAUCACUCUGUUUUAUAUAUAAUUUAUAUUGUAUCAGUGUAUGGUAGGAGUAUAAACUAUUUUACGUGAGAGAAGUUGGUCCCAGUAAAGGGACAUCGAUGUCUCCUGGCAGUAUGACUGGCUUAUCAAAGCCUAAUGCAAAAUGCACUUUACAUCCUGCCCGAGCAGGGUGCUAGGCAACACCAAGGUGAGUGUUUGUUAGUUACCUAGAGGGUAAUGUGCUUUCAAUUGUUAAGAUCUUGUUACAUAAUGGCAUCACAUAAUCCACAAAGGUAUGUCAUGUGGUGGUUCGCUACAUGUUGCAAAUGCUUUCAUUCUUUCUUCCUUAGGUGAAGAAAUGAAUUGCGUCUAGCUUCCCCAUUUCUCUAUAGCCCUUUACUUUUUAUUGCAUGCCAUUUUAUUACUUAUUUAGAAUGACCGCAGAACAGCCCUCAUUAAAAAAGGGUUCCAAUGUAUAGACUGACAUUGUCUAGGUCGACAGUCAAUAGGUUGACACUGACAAAAUGUCGACACUGGAAAAGGUGGACAGGUUCAAAAGGGCGGGUGUGGAUUAUUAGAUCUACACUGAAAAGGGCUACAGUCAGUAGGUCUACCACUAAUGGUCCACUUGCAUUAGGUCGAUUCGGUCAAAAUGUCGACUUGGUCAAAAGGCCGACACAAUUUCUGUUUUAUUUUUUUGAGGUGUCCCUUUUCUGACACACACAAGCCGCAUUAGUGUACCUCAUCCCCUUGCAUUGCUCGGUACGCUUCUGGCAGGGUUACUAUUCCCAAUCGUAGUCCUUGUGGAUCGUAAAGUAUGAAAAAGUUGACUAAAAUGGGGGGAAAAACAACAACUUGUGUCGACCAAGACCUAGUGCAUUAGUGGCCGACCUUGUAGAACUUUUUUAGUGUAGAUCUAUAGACAGGAUACACAAAAGGCCACCAGGUUCAAAUGGUUGACAUGGCAAUGGUUGACACGUCGACACAACUGUUUAAGGGAUGUUUUUUUGCAUUUUUUUACACCUUUUUCAUACUUCACCAUCCACGUGGACUGCGAAUGGGAAUAGUAACCUGCGUAAGGCACCUUGCCUGCUGCAUUAUGAGCCAUGUAAGGGGAAGCACUACACUAAUUAGGGUUCCCUGUGCUCUACCGGUGAAAACGACACCCAAAAAAUAAAAACAAAUGUUGUGUCAACCUUUUUUUUCUGUCAACCUUUUUCUGUGUCGACCUAAAACAUGUUGAUCAUAUGGGGUUGCCCUAAUGACUGUCGACCUAGACACUGUAGAUCUUCUAUACCACACCCCAUUAUAAAGAAGCAGCCAUAUUUUAGUUGGCCACACUAGUGACCUCACUAGGCUCAAUAGUUCUGCCCACAAAAUGGCUGCCUCCAUUUGUGCAUGUUUUCCCUUCAUGUGUCUAAUUACUAAAUCAUAAACUAUUCAAGAAAUCUUCAUGCAAUUAAAUACAAACUUUCCUGAAGUGUAUAAAUGUUUGCAGUCUUGGUAUGUAGCAGCGUAUGUGCUGAAACACACUACCCGGCUUUUGCCGGCCGGGAAUAAGCCGGACGGCUUUUUCCCGUGCCGGCAUUGUAGUUAACAGUGUGAGGGCUAGGGUCCCUUCACACUGCACGGCCCCGGCCCGGCUGCCGGGUUGCAGCCGGGUCUCACCACUGGAAGGUCCGGCGGCCGGGCGGCCGCGGGCCGUCCUUGGAGCCAGUAAACCAUGUGUGUGAAGGGGAGCUUUCACACACAUCGGUUUUUACUGUAGCCGUGUAUGAUGCUGCGCAUGCGCACAGCAUCACACACGGCUAAAAGCCGUCCUGUGUGACAGACACUGCCGGUUUCUCCCGGAUGGCAAAAAGCCGGACAAAGUUUGUCCGGCUUUUUGCCAUCCGGGAAAAACCGGAGUGUGUGUUACAGCCCUAUGGGUCGUCCAAUUUUUUAUUUUUUUGUGUGUGUUUUUUUUUGUUUGUUAUUCACAAUUUUAUUUGUUACAGUGCACAGUUUACUCAUAUACCCACACAGUGCUGUCAGGCAUUUUGUACCCUGAACCAAUAGUCUGCUCCUAGUAUAUACUUAGGCUGGUGGAGACGUUGUCCACACAGGAGCUGAGGAAAUCUAGAAUAAGCGGGAAACACUGGCGAAGUUGCUCAUAGUAACCAGUAAGCUUAGAGGUAGCAUUUAUCAAGAGCAUUCUAUAAAAUGAUAGGUAGAAGCUGGUUGCUAUGGGCAACUUCUAUACUGAUCCACUUUUUCCCUCUCUUUCACUGCUUGAUACAUAAAUUCCGAAGUAAUUUAGUUUGAGGAGAAGGUGUUUCCUGUUUAUUCCAAAUUUGCUCAUCAGACACUGAGCACUUGAAAUGUAAUUUACCCCAAAAUUGUACCAAACGUUACUAUAAGCGGUGACGCUUGUAACUUAUCUCCUGAAACAUUGGUGGUUUACACAGGUGAUUAAUCAUCCCCCCCCGUAUUUGCGAAUGUUUCCCAGAUGAAUACAUCACUGCAUGUUCCGCAAACUUCAAGACCCCCCCCAUUGUACAUGUAAUACUAACACCGGUGUUUACGAUCCCCUAAUGUGCUAAAAUUCCACGUGCACUUUGAGAAACAGUGGGGGUCAUUCCGAGUUGACCGCUCGCUAGCUAGUUUUAGCAGCCGUGCAAACGCUAUGCCGCCGCUCACUGGGAGUGUUUUUUAGUUUAGCAGAAGUGCGAACGGUUGUAUCGCAGAGCGCCUGCAAUACAUUUUGUUGUAGUUUCAGAGUAGCUCAAAACCUACUCAGCGCUUGCGAUCACUUCAGACUAUUCAGUUUCGGAUUUGACGUCACACACCCGCCCAGCGUUCGCCCAGCCACGCCUGCGUUUUUCCGCACACUCCCUGAAAACGGUCAGUUGCCACCCAGAAAUGCCCACUUUAUGUCAAUCACUCUGCGGCCAGCAGUGCGACUGAAAUGCAUCGCUAGACCCUGUGCAAAACGGCAUCGGUCGUUGUGCGCGUACGUCGCCGCAUGCGCAGAACUGCCGGAUUUUUUUAGCCUGAUCGCUGCGCUGCGAACAAAUGCAGCUAGCGAUCAACUCGGAAUGACCCCCAGUGACUGGUAGUCUCCAUCUUAUUACCUUUACCUAACCUGAGAGGUCAUUAUCCAGUAUUACCGAGGUAUGAGGCUUAAUUGCUGCCUGCAUAUUAAGCUCUGCUAUGGUAGAAUCAGACUAGUCUACGCCCCGUAGAGGCUCAAUGUGGAACACUUCCCUUCUGUAUGUAUCUUUAUUGAUCAACACACUCCAGGGUCAGCUUGUACGGGAGGACGUAGUGUUGGUUUUCUGGGAACUAGCGCAGAUUAUUAAAGUCAUACUAGGGAGGAAUUAAAUACAGUGGAUGGAAGUGUGGCGAAGGUCCGAGAAAUGCUUGCAGCCGUCCUUUAAGCUGGUAUUAGAACUUGUGCGUGUAUGUGGCCGGUCUCAUUCCGCCACCACCUGAAUUACUUAUGUAGUCAGUUUGCCGACCUGUGAUAUAAAUAUUUAUGUAAACCACUGCUGAAAAUCCCUGAUAUGAAGGUACUGGUGUGAAUGGGAAGAACAUCUGAUGUUAUUGUUGUCUUAUGUAUUCUGCUUUGCUAAUGUAUCUUUUACAUUGUUGUAUUUUUUUGUCAACAAGUCCCACAUGAAAAUGUGGCUCUGGUCCCACUCCCCACGUGGCUCUGGUGCCCGCCAGUACCACACCCCACGUGGCUCUGGUGCCCGCCGGUCCCAUGCCCCACAUGGCUUUGGCGCCCGCCGGUCCCGCGCCCCACGUGGCUCUGGCGCCCGCCGGUCCCGCGCCCCACGUGGCUCUGGUGCCCGCCGGUCCCAUGCCCCACGUGGCUCUGGCGCCCGCCGGUCCCACGUGGCUCUGGCGCCCGCCGGUCACGCGCCCCACGUGGCUCUGGCGCCCGCCGGUCCCACGUGUAGCAUAGUUACCUCCUUGUCAACCAGUAUGUAAAUAUAUAUAGAGUAUGUAAUGUCUCCACAGUAGAUACAGUAUAUUCAUUACUUUAUGCGAGUCUAGAGAAAUUGGGUUGUUUUCCUUUAAUUGAACGUUUCCCACUUUUGUUAGAGGUUUAAGAAAUAAACCAGGCUUUGAUCUCUCAUUCCCUUUCUGUAAAUACUUGGAUUUUCCGUCCGAUAAACCAGUGAAAUCCCAAAUGAAUGUACUAAGCAUUUUAUGAGUAUUUAGAUGGCUGAAAAAUGCUCGUGAUUGGAAGGAGUUUCCAAGAAAAUUGACACUUUAUUGCCUGUGCUUGUAAUCCCAGCAGCAAGAAUUGCUAUAACAAUAUGCGGGUACUGUCCAUGGGACAUAAUGUUACACAAGGGGGGACGUAAAGCGCAAGCUGUUAGAGAUGACCCAUCUCCUGCCCACCUACCUGCAGCUACAAAGUGCACCUUUAUCUGGUACCACAGAAGUGUCUGCAUAAACGCCAGACAAGCGUGCAGCCGCUUUAUCUAUAGUGUGGAAACUCUGACCUAGACUAUACAAGGCCAUUCGCACAAUUACUAGUCCUUCAGUUCUGGGACAGAGCUUGGAAAGUAGCAGAUUAGCUAAGAUCCAAUCAUUGCAAACAUAUUAUAUAUAUAUAUAUAUAUAUAUAUAUAUAUAUAUAUAUAUAUAUAUAUAUAUAUAUAUAUAUCACACACACACAGCAUCCGAAAGUAUUCACAGCGCUUCACUUUUUCCACAUUUUGUCAUGUUACAUCCUUAUUCCAAAAUGGAAUAGUUUCAUUUUUCCCCCAAAAUUCUACACACAAUACCCCAUAAUGACAACGUGAAAAAAGUUUUUUUGAGAUUUUUUGCAAAUUUCUUAAGAAUAAAAAACGAAGAAAUCACAUGUACAUAAGUAUUUACAGCCUUUGCUCAAUACUUUGUUGAUGCACCUUUGGCAGCAAUUACAGCCUCAAGUCUUUUUGAACAUGAUGCCACAAGCUUGGCACAACUAUCUUUGGGCAGUUUCGCCCAUUCCUCUUUGCAGCACCUCUUAAGCUCCAUCAGGUGGGUUUGAGAUGCAAAAAUUCAAAGAUUAAAAAAAAAACUUUUUGCCAUUUUGUCUGACAAACCUAAAAAGUCGCUAGCCACUAGUGACGUUUAAUAAGACAUUAGGCAUAAGCUAAUUUAUGGGCUGAGACAGUAUCCAAGAUUGCUUUGAUACAUUUUCAGACCAUAAAUUAGCUAGGAACGAAUUAAUAAGUAACGAAACACAAUGUGACUCAGUCCCCAAAAUGCCUGCCUCUGCUAUCCACUGUAAAAGAAAUCCACAGUGCUUUUUAUGUUGUUUAGUUGAACAUUUAAAGGUUAAUGGAUUUGGAAUAAUAUGUAAUGAUCCAGCAUUGUUAAUAAACAGCAUUUGCAAUAAUCUUGUUUAAUCCCUGCGGGCAUUAAGAUCUGUGCAAUAAUAGCUUGUGUAUUUUUGUACUUUUUAAAGAACCCCAUGUCAGUGACCUAUGCAUCCGUAACUUUAAUAUACUGUCAAAUAUUUAUAUUCAGAGAUUUUUAUGAAACCUAUUUUAACUGCUAUGGAAUGUUAAACGUGAAAGAAUUUUGUUUGAAAAAUGUUUAACCUAAAUAAAGUUUUUAUGUUGAAACACUUCAAACUCCUGA
Pseudophryne corroboree (corroboree frog) is the source of this 11237-nucleotide messenger RNA. RefSeq names its product ubiquitin specific peptidase 19 (gene USP19). Gene Ontology annotation, molecular function: cysteine-type deubiquitinase activity. Lineage: Eukaryota; Metazoa; Chordata; Amphibia; Anura; Myobatrachidae. The record is from RefSeq and is a predicted model, not a curated record. Gene Ontology annotation, biological process: protein deubiquitination. The transcript is spliced from 27 exons. Bases 587 to 5077 code for a protein of 1496 amino acids.